This is a messenger RNA of Leptosomus discolor (cuckoo roller), 3800 nucleotides long. The record is from RefSeq and is a predicted model, not a curated record. NCBI's taxonomy places the organism in Eukaryota, Metazoa, Chordata, Aves, Leptosomiformes, Leptosomidae.
CAUAGGAGUUAUGCUGCGCAGGAGUGGGUGGUUGUGGCUUGCUGUCUUCAUAACCCUGUGGGUUUCCUCAAAUGCUCAGGAUGGUGACAAGGAAGAGGAGACUACCUUUGAUUUACUUCAAAUCAGUAACAUAAACCGAAAGACAGUUGGAGCAAAAUUGUUUCGUGGUCCAGACCCCACUAUCCCAGCGUAUCGUUUCAUUCGGUUUGAUCAUAUACCUCCAUGUAAACCAGAGAAAUUAAAAAAGAUUGUCAAACUCAUACGGCAGAAUGAGGGCUUUAUACUUUCAGCCACCCUGAGACAGGACAGGCAAUCUAGAGGCACUAUCCUUGCUUUAGAGGGUCCUGGCAUCAGUGAGAGGCAGUUUGAGAUCAUUUCCAAUGGCCGGGCCAACACCCUGGACCUUAUUUAUUGGGUGGAUGGCUUCCAGAACGUGAUUUCCCUGGAAGAUGUGGACCUUGCCGACUCACAGUGGAAGAAUCUCACCGUGCAAAUAACAGGGGAGAACUACAACCUCUAUGUUGGCUGUGACCUUAUUGACAGCUUCAUCCUGGAGGAGCCUUUCUAUGAGCAGCUGAAAGCAGAGAACAGCAGAAUGUAUGUGGCGAAAGGGUCCAUUCGGGAGAAUCAUUUCAGGGGUCUUUUGCAAAAUAUUCAGUUAAUCUUUGAUACUUCGAUAGAGGAUGUUCUGCGCAAAAAAGGAUGCCAGAGAAGCCAGUCAACUGAAGUGAACACCAUCAACGAGAGCACUGAAAUCCUUCACUUGAGCCCUUCUGUCACAACUGAAUAUGUGGGUGAGAAGUCAGAGAAGAAGGCUGAGUUCUGUGACCGCUCCUGUGAAGAACUGGGGACAAUGUUCACAGAGCUCACCGGCCUGCGCAUCGUGGUGAACAACUUAGCUGAUAACCUCCAAAAAGUGUCUGAAGAGAACCAAAUUAUGUGGGAAUUGAUUGGACCUAACAAAACCCUGAAGAACCAGUCAGUUUGCUGGCAGGAUGGCCGUGUGUUUGCAGAUAAUGAAAGCUGGAUUGUAGAUAGCUGUACCAAGUGCACCUGCCAGGAUUCUAAAAUUGUGUGCCAUCAAAUCACCUGCCCAGCAGUCUCCUGUGCUGAUCCAUCUUUUGUCGAAGGUGAAUGCUGUCCAGUCUGCUCUCAUUCUGAUGACAGUGAGGAAGGCUGGUCACCAUGGUCCGACUGGACAAAGUGCUCAGUUACUUGUGGUUCUGGGACUCAGAUGAGAGGAAGGUCGUGUGAUGUCACCAGGAGUGCUUGUACAGGCCCACACAUCCAGACAAGGAUGUGCAGCUUUAAAAAAUGUGACCAUCGCAUACGUCAAGAUGGUGGCUGGAGUCACUGGUCUCCCUGGUCUUCCUGUUCAGUUACCUGCGGAGUAGGAAAUAUCACCCGCAUCCGCCUCUGUAAUUCCCCGAUCCCCCAGAUGGGUGGGAAAAACUGUGUGGGAAAUGGGCGUGAAACAGAGAAGUGUGAGAAGGUUCCAUGUCCAGUGAAUGGCCGGUGGGGUCCUUGGUCUCCAUGGUCUGCCUGCACUGUUACCUGUGGAGGAGGAAUUCGUGAGAGGUCUCGCCUCUGUAACAGUCCAGAGCCACAGUAUGGAGGAAAGCCAUGUGUGGGAGAUACCAGGCAGCAUGAUAUGUGCAAUAAGAAGGAUUGCCCAAUUGAUGGGUGUUUGUCAAAUCCUUGCUUUCCUGGAGCAGAAUGCAACAGUUACCCAGAUGGGUCUUGGUCAUGUGGGCCAUGCCCAGCAGGUUAUCUUGGCAAUGGUACCGUCUGUGAGGAUCUUGAUGAGUGUAUAGCUGUGUCAGAUGUUUGCUUUAAGGUGAAUCAGGUCCAUCGCUGUGUGAACACAAAUCCAGGAUUCCACUGCUUGCCAUGUCCUCCACGCUAUAAAGGAAGUCAGCCCUAUGGGGUAGGGCUGGAAGUUGCCAAAACAGAGAAGCAAGUCUGUGAACCUGAGAAUCCAUGCAAGGACAAGACACACAGCUGCCAUAAGUCUGCAGAGUGCAUCUAUCUGGGCCAUUUCAGUGAUCCUAUGUACAAAUGUGAAUGUAGAACAGGUUAUGCUGGUGAUGGACGCAUCUGUGGUGAGGAUUCGGAUUUGGAUGGCUGGCCUAAUAAUAACUUGGUCUGUGCUGCUAAUGCAACAUACCAUUGUGUGAAGGAUAACUGCCCCCUUCUGCCUAACUCUGGCCAAGAAGACUUUGAUAAAGAUGGCAAAGGAGAUGCCUGUGAUGAGGAUGAUGACAAUGAUGGUGUCGAAGAUGACAAAGACAAUUGCCCUCUUCUAUUCAACCCUCGUCAGUUUGAUUAUGACAAGGAUGAAGUUGGUGACCGCUGUGAUAAUUGCCCCUAUGUGCACAACCCUGCUCAGAUUGACACAGAUAAUAAUGGGGAGGGUGACUCAUGUGCUGUGGAUAUUGACGGAGAUGACAUUUUUAAUGAACGAGAUAAUUGCCCUUAUGUCUAUAACACGGACCAGAGUGAUACAGAUGGUGAUGGAGUUGGUGAUCAGUGUGAUAAUUGUCCGUUGAUGCAUAAUCCAGACCAGACUGAUGCAGAUAAUGACCUUGUUGGUGACCAAUGUGACAACAAUGAGGACAUAGAUGAAGAUGGCCACCAGAACAACCAGGAUAACUGCCCUUACAUCCCCAAUGCUAACCAGGCUGACCAUGAUAAAGAUGGUAAAGGAGAUGCCUGUGAUCCUGAUGAUGACAAUGAUGGUGUCCCAGAUGACAGGGACAAUUGUCGCCUCAGAUACAACCCUGAGCAGGAGGACUCUGAUGGUGAUGGCAGAGGUGAUAUUUGCAAAGAUGACUUUGACAAUGACAAUGUCCCGGAUAUUUAUGAUGUAUGCCCUGAAAACAAUGCCAUCAGCGAAACUGACUUCAGAAAGUUCCAGAUGGUCCCCCUGGACCCCAAGGGAACAGCUCAGAUUGAUCCUAACUGGGUUAUUCGCCACCAAGGCAAGGAACUGGUGCAGACUGCCAACUCUGAUCCUGGAAUAGCUGUAGGCUACGAUGAAUUCAGUUCCGUUGACUUCAGUGGAACUUUCUAUGUUAACACAGACCGCGAUGAUGACUAUGCCGGCUUUGUGUUUGGUUAUCAGUCCAGCAGUCGGUUUUAUGUUCUGAUGUGGAAGCAGGUCACUCAGACCUACUGGGAGGACAAACCCACCAGGGCUUAUGGCUAUUCUGGUGUGUCACUCAAAGUAGUGAAUUCAACAACUGGUGCUGGCGAACACUUGAGAAAUGCUCUCUGGCAUACAGGAAACACCCCUGGACAGGUGCGUACUUUGUGGCAUGAUCCCAAGAACAUUGGCUGGAAAGAUUAUACAGCUUACAGGUGGCAUUUGAUCCAUAGACCUAAAACAGGAUUAAUAAAAGUUUUAGUGUAUGAAGGGAAACAAGUCAUGGUGGAUUCUGGACCGAUCUAUGAUACAACCUUUGCUGGUGGACGAUUAGGUCUUUUUGUCUUCUCUCAAGAGAUGGUCUAUUUCUCUGACCUCAAAUAUGAAUGCAGAGAUGCUUGAUCAACGGUUGCUGCAUUACUAGCAAAGUACUGUAAAUGCUAUGCAACCUAGUCACCUCAGUACAUCCUGGUACUCCCAGUUCUUAUUUUCGUGUACCUCCUGUCCUCUGUCCUCGUGCUCCACUCACCAGGUACCUCCCUGUUGCCAGGAGUGCCUCAGCCAUCCCUCCACCUAAGUGCCUUCUCACAGCCAGGAUUAAUGAAACCUAAACGUGAGCGUCCAACCCACCACUGAAGCAAAACCAGAUUGACAC